AUGGACAAAGUGGCACAAUAUGAGCGCGUUUUCAAUCACUUUGAUGCAAACGGAGAUGGCAAAAUAUCACCUUUGGAGCUACAACAAUGUGUCAGGGCAAUCGGCGGAGAGCUGUCGUUGACAGAGGCAGAGGUGGCAGUGGAGCACCUGGACUCAGAUGGAGAUGGGCUGCUGUGUUUGGAUGACUUUGUCAAGUUUGUUGACGGCGGAAGAGAAGAAGAGAAGGUGAAUGAUUUGAAGGAGGCAUUUAAGAUGUACGUGAUGGAUGAUGGGUGUGGGUUUGGUUGCAUUACACCCAAGAGCCUUAAGAGGAUGCUGAGUAGACUCGGAGAGUCCAAGAGCGUUGAUGAGUGCAAGGUCAUGAUUUCCAGAUAUGAUCUCAAUGGUGAUGGGGUCCUCAAUUUUGAUGAGUUUAAGGUCAUGAUGUUUUGA
Prunus armeniaca (apricot) is the source of this 432-nucleotide messenger RNA. NCBI's taxonomy places the organism in Eukaryota, Viridiplantae, Streptophyta, Magnoliopsida, Rosales, Rosaceae. The record is from the annotation of a GenBank genome assembly.